UCUGUGUCAAAUUUAUGACUCUGACAGUAUAGAUUGCUGUCAAUGUCAAAUCAUUGUUUUCGACCAGAAAAUCAUUGAUCAAAUUCGAUUUUCGAAAGAAUUUUUAAGACAUAACAAUGUCUCUUUCACCAUUCCUCCGCUCUCCGUUCACGGACUUGACGGGAGGUAUUCACUCCCAUCAAAUGCUGGGUCGUUGCCAGAAGGAGGAGGGUCGUUACAUGGAAUGCCUGGAGGCUUACGGUCUUGAGCGCGGAAAGGUCAAAUGCGCACAUUUGUUUGACGACUUCCAUGAAUGCCAGACCUCAAUGAAGCAGUACAAAAGAUUCGUGGCAAUGCGCAGAGAGCGUGAUAGGCAAAUUGCUGCAGGGAAAUUGACUGGAGAUGAGAAAUUUGUGUCACCGAAAAUUGAUAGCUACUAAUUUUAUGUAGAUCAACCUUUUCCAAUAGUUACUUUAAUUUUUGCAACAGAAUAUACUGUAAUACUGGUGUAAAUAAAAUAAUUUAAUCAAUUUACC
Messenger RNA from Spodoptera litura, 515 nucleotides. Its product is annotated as NADH dehydrogenase [ubiquinone] iron-sulfur protein 5. NCBI's taxonomy places the organism in Eukaryota, Metazoa, Arthropoda, Insecta, Lepidoptera, Noctuidae. The record is from RefSeq and is a predicted model, not a curated record.